Messenger RNA from Olea europaea var. sylvestris, 2263 nucleotides. RefSeq names its product mRNA-capping enzyme subunit alpha-like. The coding region runs from base 672 to 1079 and encodes 135 amino acids. The transcript has 4 exons. Lineage: Eukaryota; Viridiplantae; Streptophyta; Magnoliopsida; Lamiales; Oleaceae. The record is from RefSeq and is a predicted model, not a curated record. Gene Ontology annotation, molecular function: ATP binding; mRNA guanylyltransferase activity. Gene Ontology annotation, biological process: 7-methylguanosine mRNA capping.
UUGGUUGCACGUGUUUCGUGGUAGAAAUCAGAUCUUGUUGAUCUUCAGUUUCGUGGUUUGACAACGUUUGAAUGUCUAAUAAUGAGUCGGAAGUUUAUUAUUCUUAAACACCGGGAAAGGCUAACUAUAAUAAUUGAUUCUUCCCUGGGAAUGAAGAUGACUAGAAAUGUGCUUUAGUAGGAAAACAUGGAAUAUAAUAUGCAGUUGAGGUAUAUACUUAUAUACAACUUGAUUUAUAGUUUCUGGAAUUUUGAUCGAUAAGAGAUUCUGAAGGGACAUAUUCAUUUAUUUUCCGUCAAAUUAGCAAGUAUCGCGAUUUAAUCUGUAGAAAUAUCUUAUGACAGCAUGCCUGAGGCUAAUGUUAUGUUUUGAAGUUAUUUUAUUCAUUGCAUCCAGGUAUCAGUUGAUGGAGAGAAGACUGACUGCUCAUUGAAUCUAAAUCUUAUAACUGUAAAACAGCCUUAAUUCCUGAUACAGGCCACUAUGGAUUAUAUGCUCAUGUUGUAUUUUCCCUCGUACCAGAAUCAUGAAAUUAUUUAGUUUACCAUGAUUCAUUUUUUCCACUGUUGUACUUCUGUACAGUGUUGGUGUUGUUACGAUUGAAGAUUCUACUUUUAUUGUGAUCGAUUGGUUCUACCGGAAUAUUUUUUUUAUUAUAAACGCUUGUUUUAAUGCAGCGGCCCUUUUAUGAACGCUGGAAAAUGCUUGAGAAGGAAGUAAUUGAACCUCGGAAUAUAGAACGACAAAAUAUAUACCAGAGCAAAAACCCCUAUUACAGAUAUGAUAUGGAACCAUUCAGGGUGAGAAGGAAAGACUUUUGGCUGCUAUCUACAGUCACAAAACUUUUGAAGGGAUUUAUUCCAAAGCUUUCACAUGCUGCAGAUGGUCUUAUUUUUCAGGGCUGGGAUGAUCCAUAUGUUCCUCGAACGCACGAGGGUCUCCUGAAGUGGAAAUACCCAGAACUGAAUUCUGUUGAUUUUCUCUUUGAGCAGAUGGUUGACAGUCGCCAAUCACUUUAUCUUUAUGAACGAGGGAAGAAAAAACUCAUGGAAGGAAGUCGGGUUGUUUUCCCGGGUUAGUAUUUACUUUAUUUUAGUGCUGCUAUUUUUGAUCCGCUUGUUAGAAGUUGGGAAAGUCCCAUGUCUGUCAACUGACUUCAUUUUUCGGUCUAAGCCAAAAUUUAGAAUCUGCAUUUGUGUAUCAAUAUAGAUGUAUAGAUCUCUCAUAAUAUAAACUUGGACAAUCUAUCCUAUCUCCUGCAACAAAUAGGCCAUAAUGGUUAGAUAUAUUAAGUGUUCAAAUUUCAGAAUUACCUAUUUCUUUUGCAGAGCCUCUGAUCCAGCCCCUAUAUCUUCUUUGAACUAUGCAUGUUUUUUAUGUAUCCUUAGUUAUAGAAUGGCUCAAACUCUGUAAACAUAUACUAGUAGUGAGGUGCACUUAGCUGAUGAAUACUGAAAUCUGGUACUUUCUGUUGUUGCUCUGAUUUAACUUUGGUAUGGGAUGCUCAAAUGGAAAUUUUCCUUCACGUGAUCAUUAAGAGACCAGUUCUAGCAAUUCUUCUUUAUUCUAAAUCAUAACAAUUACUUAAUUGGCGUAUUGAUUUGAUAGAGCUAGAUGAAUUGUUUUUCUUAAUCAUCCAACUGAAAUAUGCUGUUAAUGAAGAGACUGUUCUUUGUUGAUAUCUAGGUCACUUAAAUGUAUAACUUUUUAACUGAAAAAUAUUAGUAGUAGGUGAUGUAAAAGAGGUGAACAAUUAAAUAAUAGGAAGACAGUGCUAGAAUGGUCUAUUGGCGUAAAUGAUUGUUUCAUAGUCUAGUUGACUAGGUGCGACUCGAAAGCUAGUUUUAAGCUACUGCAUCAUGCAUUGCAGGCACAAUAGCAUAUCUGGUUGGCAAAAAUGUGAAUUAAUUCACAACUUUGGCUCAACAACUUUGAAAUUGAGUUGAAAAUUUCAUGAAUUCCUCGCGACUUGUGGAUGCAUCAAAUUGUGCAUACGUGCCCUAGGCAUGCGAUACGGAUUAGGGCACUUAGGUUGAUAUUCUGGUGGUUCUCAUGAUGUUCUACUGAUGCGUAAUAUCUCUGAUUUCUGUGUCAAUCUUCAGUUGACAUAUUGAGAUUCAGAAGUUUUGGCUUCCAUUCUUGCAAAUGCUUCUUUAUCCUGGGUAUUAGGGGAGAGGUGAAACCCGGGUUAAUUUGUAAAUAGUUUUAUUUUUGCACCCAGACCUUCAGUGCACAUCAAUUAUAUAUCCGGUAGUAGUACGUG